AUGCUCUUUUUAGAUUGUGGACAGCGGCCUUUGCUGGAUUCCCCAAAGCAGCUUCGUAUUUCAGGAGGCCUUUCUGCAUUAGAGGGCUCUUGGCCUUGGCAGGUGAGCAUACAGCGGGGCUCAAGGCAUAUCUGUGGUGGGUCCAUCAUCAGCCAUCGGUGGGUAAUCACCGCAUCCCACUGCUUCAGAAAUAGUAACAACUAUAAACUACGAAUCGUGGCUGGAGUGAUUUCUCGACCCAGACAUGGAAAAAGUGUCCAGUAUCGUUCAGUCCAUCAUGUGAUCCUGCAUGAGAAGUUCAACCGAUCGAAUUACGAUAACGAUGUGGCACUUUUGCAUCUGCAUUACCCUCUGUAUUUCACAAAACAUGUGCAGCCUGUGUGCAUAAUGAAAAAUGAAAUGGAGGAGAAACAACUAAGCUUCAGCUCAUGUUAUAUCACUGGUUGGGGCAGCUCAGUGUUUGAAGGAAUGUUAGUUAACACUCUUCAGGAAGCUGAAGUUGAUGUCAUCAAUACUGGAAUCUGCAACCAGAGAAGCUGGUAUGAUGGCCAUGUUAAUGACAACAUGAUCUGCGCAGGAUUUGACAAAGGGGGAGUCGACACGUGUCAGGGUGACAGCGGAGGUCCUCUACAGUGUUACAGCAAAGUCAUGGAGAGAUUUUACCUUUAUGGUGUGACAAGUCAUGGAGAGGAUUGUGCACUGCCAAACAAACCUGGCAUAUACACUCGUGCUAGUCGGUACACCGUUUGGCUGAGAAAAGCUCAAGCAAGAUCUGUAUCUGCUGCCUCAACACAGCUUGACAAGCUCAGGACAGCAGUCACGCACUCUGUCGCUCUAAACUAUCUAAACGUCCCCGUGAUGAGCCCUAGCAUGAAAAUGCUCCUUUUUCUGGUUGCUUUGGGGUGGGGGAUAAUAUUUUAUUUUGCCGCGACCGGUUAUCCGCCCACAGAGUAUGGACUAUGCGGACACAGGCCUGAGAGAGUAGUUGAACAUCGAGAUAAACGGAUGAUCGGAGGUGAGAACGUCAACGUGAGCGUUUGGCCCUGGCAGGUGUCGGUACAGUACCAGACCCGUUCAUCUGCCCCGUUGAGGCAGGUCUGUGGUGGAGCUAUUAUCCACCCAUAUUGGAUAAUGACAGCAGCUUCAUGUGUAAAUUUGCGUCAGAAAGGCAAACUUUUGAUCCGAGCAGGAAGCGAUAGAUUGGAUGUUGAUGAAGCGUACACACAGCAGUCAGAAGUCGCCCGAAUUAUCAGACACGAACGAUUCAAUCCUGUCACACUGCGAUACAAUAUUGCUCUUUUACAAAUGAAGACCCCUUUUGAGUUGAAUGAGUUUGUCCAUCCCAUCUGUGUGCCUGAUGAAGAUACUGCCGAUCACAGAUAUGAAUCGUGUCACAUCACAGGAUACAACGCUCAACCCGGUGAUGAUCUUGGCGUACUGCAAGAGGCCAAGGUGGAUUUAAUGUCACGGUCCUUGUGCAAUAAACCAGAAUAUUGGAACUAUACUGUGUCAGCGGACAUGCUUUGUGUCAGUAAAUUCGGUGGUGGUGUUGACGGAUGUGAGACAAAUCUUGGUGGACCCCUGAACUGCUAUAUCAAAAUUGAGGACCGCUACUUUUUGAUUGGAAUUCGAGUGAAGGCCACUUCUUGUGGAAAACGUAACCGACCAAACAUUUAUUUGAAAGUCUACGCCCACUAUUAUUGGAUUGAGCGUAAAAUGAAUAACAGCUUACAUUAAAGCUGAUUUUACUAAUAUAUAAGGUUUUUUUGUAUAUACAGUAGGCCUAAUUCAAAUAUACAGUAGAGUGUACAUGUGUUAUGAUUGUAUUGACAUCUGAAGAACUAAAGUGAUGAGUAAGAAUCAGAGUAUAUAGUGACCUCUGGUGGACAAAUUAGAAUUUAGCUUGCAGGAGGUUGUAUCCUGAUGUUUUAAUGGUUUGCUGUAAUGGUUUGUUUCAAAUGUCAUGUAAAUAAGAGUGGAUUAAUGCUGAAAAAGUGUGUGUGGAUUGUUUGAGGCAACUAAUAUAAUUUCUUAAUAUGUCCCUGCAUUUAUACCUACACUA
Messenger RNA from Labeo rohita (rohu), 2062 nucleotides. RefSeq names its product transmembrane protease serine 9. Bases 1 to 1737 code for a protein of 578 amino acids. The record is from RefSeq and is a predicted model, not a curated record. Gene Ontology annotation, molecular function: serine-type endopeptidase activity. Lineage: Eukaryota; Metazoa; Chordata; Actinopteri; Cypriniformes; Cyprinidae. Gene Ontology annotation, biological process: proteolysis. The transcript is spliced from 10 exons.